Messenger RNA from Rhipicephalus microplus (southern cattle tick), 2035 nucleotides. RefSeq names its product monocarboxylate transporter 7. Gene Ontology annotation, biological process: transmembrane transport. Gene Ontology annotation, molecular function: transmembrane transporter activity. The record is from RefSeq and is a predicted model, not a curated record. Lineage: Eukaryota; Metazoa; Arthropoda; Arachnida; Ixodida; Ixodidae.
UCGACGCCACUUGCAUUCGCGCCUCGCUGCGGUACGCACCUGUCACUCGCUUCCAGCAUUCAGAAGCCGCCGCGAUGGCUCGCAGCGAGGCGUCACUGAAGUCGGACCCGCGCUUCGGGUUGGACUCCCGCUGGAGCUGGGUGACGGCGGGCUUCCUCAGCUGGCUGCUGUGCGGCUCCAUGAUGACGCAGCAGUCCGCGGGCGUGCUCUUCUUUGGCAUCGUCGACACGUACGGGGUCAGCAGGGAAGAGGCCUCCUGGCCACUCGUCCUCUGCGCCAGCGUCGUUUGCCUCACAGGUCCCGUGAUCGGAUAUCUCUGCCAGCGUUUCUCUUGUCGGCCGGUGCUGAUGUUCUUCUCUUUCGCCUCUGCAAUCUCAGUUUGCGCCUGUUACUUCGCAAACAGUGUCCUCUUCCUCACAAUAGUCCUGGGAAUUGUGCAUGGAGCUGCGGUGUCAGGAGUGUUCGUCGGCGUCCAAGUGCUGGCGUCGCAACACUUCGAGAAGCGGCGCGCCACGGCCUGCAGCCUCAUGUUCACCUUGUGCGCCGCAAACAUGUUCUUAUCCGCCCCAUUAGCCGACUUGUUCCGCGUCACCUAUGGCAUCAGGGGCACGUUCUUGCUGCUGGGAGGCCUCAUCCUGAACACAUUUCCAGCUGCCAUCGCCGUCCAAAACCCGGCCUGGAUGGAACUUAGGAACAAGAAUUCUUCCGUCAGCAAGAAAGGCGAGAGUUACCCAGAGACCGAGAAGUCCGCAGUAGCUCCCUUGCUGACGGCAUAUCCCGAGAAAGAACAAACUGCUCCAGAGGAGGGAAAGAAAACCAUUUUAGAAAGUAUCACUUUGGUGCCUGUACCAAAAGCUAUCGUGGUCCCCAAAUACGCGCCGAACCUCAGGAACUUUUGCUCGCUCCUUCGAUCCACGACCAGCGCGAAAGCAGAAAAAGGAGUCCUCCAGGACUUGACAGCAAACGCGAGACUCUUCGGAACGUGGCGAUUCGUGCUGGACUCGCUAUCUUUUUCGGUGAUAAUCUUCGGACUGACGACCUACUUCAUGCUGUACGUGGACCUCGCCACCGAUCGGGGUGUCCUGCCAACCCGCGCGGCCUUUCUCGUGUACGCCUUCGCGGCUGGCGACCUUGCGUGCAGGGCUCUAAGUGGUGUCGUGAUAGACUGGGGCCUGUUGACGCUCGACUCUGUGAUGCUCUUAGGAUACGUCCUUCAGGCCGCCGGCUUCGAGCUGUUCGUGUGGCUCAGGACGUUCCCCACGAUGAUGGCCUGUUCGGCACUCAUAGGUAUCAGCAACGGGUUCAGGCAUUCGCUGCAGGCGCCGCUUCUCGUCCAGGACUUCGGAAUACAGCACCUGCCCGUUAUGAUGGGUGCCCUUUCCUUCUGCAACGGCCUGGUGCUCUUGUUCAGGCCGAUGUUGGUUGGCUACUACCGGGACCAGCAGGGAUCUUACGACGGUCUCCUUCACAUUGCGGCCGCCGUGAACGCCUCUCUUUGCCUUCUCUGGGCGAUAAGAAUAUUUAGCGAGCGCAGACGAGAGUGGACACGCUGCGACCACUCCAAGCAGCGCCAAGUGGAAGUUGGCCUCUCUUGAGUCGUCCGUCGAGCGUAAGAGAAACAGCUGUGCUUUUCGUCGAUUGUGUGCUUCCAGUCGGGAGGAGAAUCGACCCGGGCCUGCUCGAGUGCGAAGCGACGCCUCCACGCGUGUGCAGUGGCGUUGUGAGAGCUCACGUGCUCCCACGACGUCUCUAGCGAGACCUGCUCAAGGAAGAUAUCGGCCGACACGUACUCAGGAAGGGGUUGGUGCCCGCCUCUGCAGAGAGUCCUGUCGCACUGGGUCGCGCCCCGCGCGCUCCAUGUGAUGUUUACGGAGGCAGCCGCAAGUGUCGCCUUUCGCAACAGUGUACAUACUGUAUGUUUUCGUAGUUCUCCGUUGCGGAAAGUGCAAAGGAAACGGGACCGUGUAAAGGAACACGCGAGUGCUCCCGUGUCUCUGGCGACUAUGGUGUCCCCGUUUUGUCAUCAGUGUCUGUA